AUGCCUUCCCACAUCGAGUCUCUACCAAAUGAGCUAUUCGAGCCCAUAUUACUCGACCUGAGCUUGCUCGACGUCGCACGGCUCAACCAAUCCAGCAAACCCCUCAACAAGUCCUUGGAUGGCUACCUACUCAGGCUCCCAACCGCCACGAGUAGGCUGAUGAGAUGGGGAUGUCAGAAUGGGGAGAGAUGGGCCAUCGAGAAGGCUCUCGCUCACGGUGCUGACAUUACUCUGGUCGAAGUCGGUCCUAUUGUGUCGUCUACCAUCUGCCUCGCCGCGCGACGACAUCAGUAUGAGACCAUCAAGUUUCUCUUGGAGUCGGGUGCGCGAAUCAACCCCGGCGGCGUUGACCAUCGACAAGAGAGGGCCCUAAAAAAGCGGCUGUUUGAGCCUAGAAACCCGAAGCUGCUUCAACUUUUUCUGGAACUUGGGGCAGGAGAUCAAAUACCCAACCUCCAAGAGGGCCUAGACGAUGUACUUCUUAGAUGCGUCAGGCUGGGCCUAGAUCAUGAAAUCUGUCAACAAUGGAUGGACCUGGGAGCCAACCCCGCGAGCUUGCCUGGAAAAACCGACGACCCCCAGUCACCAUUUUCGAUGGCUGUUCUCUCUGGAUCUCUUCCGUUGGCUCAAUUACUCCUCCCCCCAGAUGCGAACCUGGGUGUUCCCAAUGACACUUUGCUAUUUGAACUGCCUCGGUUUGCAUACGCAGAUUUACACCCGUGGCAUUCCAUACCCAUCUUGGCUGCCGCGCGCUCAAUGGCAACAACUGGAAAGACAGACAUGAUGGAGGCACUUCUUGACAUGGGCGGAAACAUCAAUCUCAGCGUCAAAUGUCACCUGUCAGCUUUUGGACUGCCUAAACAUGAUCCGCAUCCAGUAAACCCACUCCUCACAUAUGUGCUGUCGCUGGAUACGAACCAGGAUCUGGGAGCCAUGAAAGUGACUCCUGCUCAAGGGAUCAAGUAUCUUCUCGAAAAGGGCGCCAAGCUCGACAAACCAAGACCAAAAGGAGAUGACUAUAGCCUCUAUAGUCCCCAUAGCUCCGCAGUUAUUCCGCUGAUCAGCCUCCUGUGGGAAAAGCACAAAGGUCUCAAGUGUCUCCUCAACGACGAGAUGUUUGCUGCCUUCAGGGUCCUCAUCGAGAACGGCGGGGCCAAAGAUGCCGUUUCUACCUUUAUUGUGCCGCUUGAUCCCGGCUACUACAGAGGACCUUAUCGUCGUCGUGUGUACGGGCGUCGUCAGACCGGGAAUGGCAAAGACCCUCUUACUGACGACGAGUACCGCGUGCUGAUGGAAAGAUGGGGGGUUCUGCUCGACUUGAUCCUCAGAGAUGAAAACUUUGAGAUAGGCCUAUUAGUGGAGAUCAACGACCUCUUCCUUGACUUUAUCAAAGGUGUAUUCUCGACGACACUGCACCUCACGAUAGACGUGACAGAGGAAUCUCCCACCAACGACUUGUAUGAAUUCAUCGAUGAGAGUCAUCCAACAACCAUACAAAAGCUCGUCGAAAAAGGCGCGAGCCUGGACAGGAAAUCUGCAAUGGGCCCAUCCUACGCCGACGCCCUCAAACGCGGUGGCUCUACCCUCCUCAAGGACAUUUUCGAACAGGCCGAUAUAAGUCGCGACAGCUACUACCUACCACAAUGGCCCCCCUGGGCGCGUCUCGGAAACAACCUCCAAGCGGCGAGGCAGCGCUCAUUCAUCGCCAUGCUGGUAGCGAUGGGUGCGAGGCCGUUCCUCAACACUCCUGAGCCUACGACGCAUUCGCCUCCUGCGUAUAAGAAACUGCGGGCUGCGUUUAUGGGUGAGAUUGUGGAGGCGGAGAAGUUGCUUUGGAAUCCGAGAUGUGAGUUUUUGUGGGAUGGGUCUUGGGAAGAGAGUGACACGGAUAUGAAUGAUGGAUGA
Fusarium keratoplasticum is the source of this 1905-nucleotide messenger RNA. RefSeq lists its product as uncharacterized. The transcript has a single exon. NCBI's taxonomy places the organism in Eukaryota, Fungi, Ascomycota, Sordariomycetes, Hypocreales, Nectriaceae. The record is from RefSeq and is a predicted model, not a curated record. Gene Ontology annotation, molecular function: protein binding. The coding region runs from base 1 to 1905 and encodes 634 amino acids.